Folsomia candida is the source of this 885-nucleotide messenger RNA. RefSeq lists its product as uncharacterized. The coding region runs from base 144 to 764 and encodes 206 amino acids. The record is from RefSeq and is a predicted model, not a curated record. The transcript has 3 exons. Lineage: Eukaryota; Metazoa; Arthropoda; Collembola; Entomobryomorpha; Isotomidae.
AUAUACAGAUACGUAGGUAAGUUAUUCCAACGUCAGGACGCCGGUGGCAGGUCAAAAAUAACUUUGUGUAACUUUGAUUUUUAAUAAAUUUCAGUCCAUAAAAAACUAUUUAUGUACAAAGUAGAUCGUUAUAUGUUCCAAAAAUGAAUUUCAAGUUGUUAGUCACCUUUGUCACAAUACUGCAUUUUGGUCACACCGCAAACAUCACUAUAGAUGUUGGUGCAGACAUCACAAGCAGCCCAUCAUGGGAGAAUCAAUGCGCCAGCGGAUACCAUCAACUGGAGACGUUUAGUUGUGACCAAGGUCCGCUGAUCCCACCAGAAGAUUACACGGGGAGUGAAGGGUAUUGGACAAGAUGUUCCGUUUUCUUUGUUCCCCGAUGUGACAUUUUUUACCGACCUCCAGAGGGAACGGUGUGGAAACAGGUCAUCAUCGAGGCCUACUUUCAAGGAGGGGCAUCAGUUGAGGUGGCCGUAGAACACACGGGUGGUUUCUUUACACGAUUCCUGCAAGCGACUCAAGGAUGGAACACCGCCUCCGUCGAUAUCUCGCAAUUGCCAACCAUUAUUGAAAUUAAAGUAGCUCCAGAGUUUCAGGGGAUAGCCUCAUACACAGCAAUUGAUAAAAUCAUAUUGGACGACGAGGCUCCUCUGCCUACCACAACAACGACAACAACUCCACCUCCGUCAACCACUGAAGGUCAGGUUGAGACAACACUUGAGGAGGAUAUUACUACAGAACCAUCACCAACGGUUUCAAAUUGAGAAUGAUAAGUUGUGUGCUAAAACAAUACGCAUCAUUUUAGAAAGUUUUUAAUUUCCACAUAGUGCUUGAUUACAAGUUUCAAGUCCAAUGUAAUUACAAUAAAUAUUGUUGUUCAUGAAA